UCAGAUGAAAAUUCGUAUAUGUUAUGCAAAGUUGUGGAAUACGAAUUUGAUGAAAAAGCUCGUCGAAGCGUUGAUGUUGGCGUUGGACAUUUGCGUCUAUUGCCUCAGCUCUUCGAUAAUUUUCUCCGAAUCUAUCCGGAUGCCCUUCUUCCAGGUGAUUAUUCCCGUUGAUUUGAUUACUUCUCAUUACCAGCCUCUUUUAAGAGUUAAUACUUGCGUUUUUGUGCAUCUGAUUCUCUUGAAUGGUUACAUCCCGUUGUUUGUUAUUGGAAGUUAA
Anisakis simplex (herring worm) is the source of this 277-nucleotide messenger RNA. NCBI's taxonomy places the organism in Eukaryota, Metazoa, Nematoda, Chromadorea, Rhabditida, Anisakidae. The record is from the annotation of a GenBank genome assembly.